AUGACACAUCUUCAAAGAACAUAUCCCACAUCGAUGUCAAAAGGUAGAGCUAGCUUUCCAAAAGGCUUUCUCUUUGGAACUGCUUCUUCUUCUUACCAGUAUGAAGGAGCUGUCACUGAAGGUGCGAGAGGUCAAAGCAUGUGGGAUCAUUUCUCCAACAGAUUUCCUCACAGAAUCAGUGAUUCUAGUGACGGAAACGUCGCCGUCGAUUUCUUCCAUCGCUACAAGGAAGAUAUCAAGAGAAUGAAAGAUAUAAACAUGGAUUCUUUUAGGCUUUCCAUUGCUUGGCCACGAGUACUACCUUAUGGAAAAAGGGAGAGAGGAGUUAGUGAAGAAGGAAUAAAGUUUUACAAUGACGUUAUAGAUGAACUCCUAGCCAAUGAAAUUACUCCUCUUGUUACUAUCUUUCAUUGGGACACACCUCAGGAUCUUGAAGAUGAAUAUGGCGGUUUUCUAAGCGAGCAGAUUAUAGAUGACUUUAGAGACUAUGCGAGUCUCUGUUUCGAGAGAUUUGGGGAUAGAGUGAGCCUGUGGUGCACACUGAAUGAGCCAUGGGUCUACAGUGUCGCGGGUUAUGACACAGGGAGGAAAGCGCCAGGUCGGUGCUCAAAGUAUGUGAAUGGAGCUAGUGUGGCUGGAAUGUCCGGAUACGAGGCGUAUAUAGUGAGCCAUAACUUGCUUCUUGCGCACGCUGAAGCAGUUGAAGUGUUUAGGAAGUGUGACAAUAUUAAAAAUGGACAAAUAGGAAUUGCGCAUAAUCCGCUUUGGUACGAGCCUUAUGAUCCAACCGAUCCAGAUGAUGUAGAAGGAUGUGAUCGAGCUAUGGACUUCAUGAUUGGUUGGCAUCAUCAUCCGACAGUGUAUGGAGACUAUCCAGAAACGAUGAAGAAAUCAUGCGGAGAUCGACUACCGAGUUUUACACCAGAACAAUCCAAGAAACUGAUAGGAUCUUGCGACUACGUUGGUAUAAACUACUACAGCUCGCUUUUCGUAAAGAGUAUCAAAGAAGUGGAUCCUACGCAACCCACUUGGAGAACUGAUCAACGCGUAGAUUGGAUGAAAACCAACAUAGAUGGGAAACAAAUAGCGAAACAAGGAGGAUCAGAGUGGAGUUUCACAUAUCCAACAGGACUCAGAAACAUUUUAAAGUAUAUGAAAAACAGUUAUGAUAAUCCUCGGAUUCUCAUCACCGAGAACGGGUAUGGUGAAGUAGCGGAUCAGAGCCAGAAUCUGUUUAUGUACAAUCCUUCAAUCGACACAGAGAGAUUGGAAUACAUAGAAGGACACAUCCAUGCGAUUCAUCAAGCCAUUUUCGAGGAUGGGGUAAGAGUGGAAGGCUAUUAUGUAUGGUCAUUGCUAGAUAACUUCGAGUGGAACAGUGGAUAUGGUGUGAGAUAUGGUUUGUAUUACAUUGAUUACAAGGAUGGGCUUAGAAGAUACCCGAAAAUGUCUGCUUUAUGGUUGAAAGAGUUCUUGAAGUUUGAUCAAGAAGAAGAAGAAGAGUCUUGUUCCGUGUCUACCAAGGAAGUGAAGAAAGAGAGUUACGGGAAGCAGCUGCUCUGUUCUGUUCAAGACAGUCAUUUUUUGCAUUCGAUCAAAGACAGUGGUGCUUUACCCGCUGUUUUAGGGAGCUUGUUCGUUGUCACGGCAACUGUUGGCACUUCUCUGUUUUUCAAAAGAUCGAAGCACGAGCAAAACAACAAUGAAGAUCAUGUAGACCAAGAUGAGGAAGAAGGAGUUAAUGACGAUCAAGACGUGGAUCAAGAAGCUGAACCUCAACAUGUGGUAACAAGAUAUGGCCGUGCGAUAAACAAGCCAAGAUAUCUUAAUGAUUAUGUGCUACUGGCCGAUAUUGAAAGCGUGAAGCUAUUACUCACAGUAGAUGGCGAACCAGAGAACUACUAUGAAGCCGCAAGCUCAAGAGAGUGGGUUGAUGCAAUGGAAAGUGAGCUAGACUCUAUUGUAAGAAACAACACAUGGGAGCUUGUUGACAAACCGGCUGGUGUAAAGAUUAUAGGGUUAAAGUGGAACUUUAAAAUCAAAAAGAAGGCAGAUGGAUCUCUAAACAAGAACAAGGCGAGACUUGUGGCCAAAGGUUAUGUACAAGAACAAGGAGUGGAUUUCGAAGACGCAUUCGCACCAGUGGCAAGAAUCGAAACCAUACGAUUACUCAUAGCCUUUGCAGCAACAAGAGGUUGGGAAAUUCAUCAUCUAGAUGUCAAGACGGCUUUCCUUAAUGGUGACUUAAACGAGGUGGUUUAUGUUAGCCAGCCAGAUGGUUUUGCAAAGAAAGGAGAAGAGAAUCGAGUUUAUAGGCUUUACAAAGCCUUAUAUGGCCUACGCCAAGCCCCAAGAGCGUGGAAUAUGAAGCUCGAUCAAGUCCUCAAAGCAAUGAACUUCGAGAGAUGCUUGAAGGAAACCUCUGUUUAUCUCAAGAAAAACGACAAGGACUUAUUGAUAAUUGCUAUCUAUGUUGAUGAUCUUUUUGUGACAGGGUCUUCACGAAAAAUCAUUGAUCAAUUCAAAGAAGAUAUGUCAAGGAGGUUCGAGAUGUCAGAUCUUGGGAAGUUAACAUAUUAUCUUGGUAUAGAAGUGAUCCAAGGAGCUGACGGGAUCAAGAUCAAGCAAGAAGGAUAUGCAAAAGGAAUCCUCUUGGAUACUAAGAUGGAUACGUGCAAUUCAACUCACGUACCAAUGGAGUCGAAUUUGAAGAUAUCAAAAGCAGAGAGUGAAAAAGAAAUCAACGCAACGGAGUAUAGACGAGCGAUAGGAUGCUUGAGGUAUCUUGUUCAUACAAGACCAGACUUAGCGUUCUCAGUCGGAGUCCUAAGUCGAUACAUGCAGAGUCCAAGAGAGUCGCAUGGGCAAGCCAUCAAACAUGUAUUGAGAUACAUAAAAGGAACAACGAACAUGGGGUUGUUUUUUAAGAAAAACGGAUCAAGAGAGAUCAUUGGCUAUAGUGAUAGCAGCCACAACAUUGAUGUCGACGACGGGAGAAGCACGUCGGGACACGUGUUCUACCUAGGCUCAUCGCCGAUUACUUGGACGUCGCAGAAGCAGCCCACAGUCGCUCUCUCCUCAUGUGAAGCUGAGUUUAUGGCAGCCACAGAAGCUGCAAAACAAGCUAUAUGGCUUAAAGAGUUAUUGAAAGAAAUACAGAGUUUGGAUAAGAAGAUUACUCUAAGGAUCGAUAACAAAUCAGUCUUAGCUUUGACGAAGAACCCGGUGUUUCAUGGAAGGAGCAAGCACAUUCUCAAGAAGUAUCACUUUAUUCGUGAAUGUGUGGAGAAUGAUCACAUCGAAGUGGAGCAUGUUCCAGGCGCGGAACAAAAGGCGAACAUCCUUACUAAACCAUUAGCAAGGAUCAAGUUCAAGAAAUGA
Messenger RNA from Microthlaspi erraticum, 3381 nucleotides. The record is from the annotation of a GenBank genome assembly. Lineage: Eukaryota; Viridiplantae; Streptophyta; Magnoliopsida; Brassicales; Brassicaceae.